Messenger RNA from Saccostrea echinata, 1033 nucleotides. RefSeq lists its product as uncharacterized. The transcript is spliced from 3 exons. Bases 52 to 564 code for a protein of 170 amino acids. The record is from RefSeq and is a predicted model, not a curated record. NCBI's taxonomy places the organism in Eukaryota, Metazoa, Mollusca, Bivalvia, Ostreida, Ostreidae.
UGGGUAUCGCAGCUAUAGACAGGACAUAAAAUCGUUUUAUUUACUAUUAUAAUGGAAUUCAGGUGCUUAACAAUGACUGUGUUCUUUGCCAUCACUGCCGUGGUUGGCACUUCCUUGACAAGAGACGAAGAAUUUAAUAACUUGAUGGAACGAUUACUGGACAAGCCCGACCCGUCCUCCCUGAAAGACAUUGAUAAGAGGGGUUGGGAACCCGUGCCAUCCAUGAGAUACUUCGGGAAAAGACUGACAUUAUUAAAACGAGGCUGGGAGCCUUUGAUGCCUCUGUAUCGUCGUAGAAGACCAUACUAUAAGCGAGCCUGGGAGACACACAUUGUAAAGUUGCCGAGGAAAAGGUCAAAUUUAUUGCCGUUCGUGGACUCGGACCGUUUUUCUGACUCUGUAGAGCCGGGCUGUUGUUCGGAUUCCUCGGCUUGCUGUCCACUCUGUGAUACCGGUGCACACAGAUCCGUCAUAGUCUUGGACCCAUCGGAUGACAUUCGAGAACCGUGUCAGUGUUGUAACCUAUCUGAAAUCUGUACAACUUGUCCCGUUAUGAAGAAGUAGACAUCUGAUAUGUUCUUAUCUUAUGAUGACACAAUUGUUUUACAAUUGUGAAAUUCAUUGCUUUUAUAGAGUAUGUAGCAUCAACGGUAUGUAGGUCCCACUACGGCAUCAAUCUACCAUAUACACAUUAUGAAUCUUCUGUAUUUCAUGUUUUCAUAUUAGGAGCUUGACUUUUUACUUGAAUGUUCUUAAAUUUGACCUGUAUUAUUUUAAAACAUUUUUUUGUAAUUGGAGGAAGAUAAAAGGUUUGAAAGUCUGCCUAAAUAUGAUCAGAAUUGGGACAAGACGGCUCAUCUUUCUUGUUAUACGGAAUACUAACCAGUGGUACGUGUGGAUCUGUGACCAAAGACUUUUGCUGCUGGUUUAGUGAAUACAAUCGUGUUCGAAGAUUUUCAUUUAUUUGUUUUUAGCAAACCCCAUCGCAUUCCUUUUGAUUUAGAAUGAAUUAAAAAGGAACAGUAGAUUGAAA